CCCCGGAAGUCCCGCCCCCUCCUCCGGCUCCGCUUCAUGUGACCUCCGGUGUCUCCGCCCUCCUGCUUCCUCUUUGUUCCGUGGCGGUGAGCGAGACACCAUGAAGGCGUCCGGCACACUUAGGGAGUAUAAAGUCAUUGGGCGUCUGCUGCCCUCGGCCAAGAACCCGGCCCCCCCUCUCUACCGCAUGAGGAUCUUCGCCCCCAACCAUGUGGUGGCCAAGUCCCGGUUCUGGUACUUCGUCUCCCAGCUGAGGAAGAUGAAGAAGGCCUCCGGAGAGACCGUCUACUGUGGACUGGUCCAUGAGAAAACCCCUCUGAAGGUGAAGAACUUUGGUAUCUGGCUGCGUUACGACUCUCGCAGUGGAACCCACAACAUGUACAGAGAGUACCGGGACCUGACCACGUCUGGAGCUGUCACUCAGUGCUACCGUGAUAUGGGAGCUCGCCACCGUGCUCGCGCCCACUCCAUCCAGAUCAUGAAGGUUCAGGUGAUCGCUGCCAACAAGUGUCGCAGACCUGCCAUCAAGCAGUUCCACGACUCCAAGAUCAAGUUCCCGCUGCCCCACAGGGUCCUGCGCCGCCAGCACAAGCCCCGCUUCACCACCAAGAGACCCAACACCUUCUACUAAACCUUCUCAUUCUGUUCUGGGAAAGAUACAAAUAAAUCUCACAGAGGGGAACAAA
Molecule: messenger RNA, 686 nt
Organism: Centropristis striata (black sea bass)
Lineage: Eukaryota; Metazoa; Chordata; Actinopteri; Perciformes; Serranidae
Gene: rpl18a
Product: ribosomal protein L18a
Exons: 5
Coding region: 101-631 (176 amino acids)
Biological process (GO): translation
Cellular component (GO): cytosolic large ribosomal subunit; ribosome
Molecular function (GO): structural constituent of ribosome
Source: RefSeq, a predicted model, not a curated record